Messenger RNA from Xyrichtys novacula (pearly razorfish), 18994 nucleotides. The record is from the annotation of a GenBank genome assembly. NCBI's taxonomy places the organism in Eukaryota, Metazoa, Chordata, Actinopteri, Labriformes, Labridae.
AUGGUAGUAGAUGGGGAGCCAGAGGUGGGCCGGACUGUGGUUGCAGGUGGAGCAGUUGUUGGUGCGGGGCUGCUGCUGCCCUCACUUGUUGGCCCAGCUGUUGUUGGCCCACUGGUUGCAGGUGGAGCAGUUGUUGGUGCAGGGCUGCUGCUGCCCUCACUUGUUGGCCCAGCUGUUGUUGGCCCACUGGUUGCAGGUGGAGCAGUUGUUGGUGCGGGGCUGCUGCUGCCCUCACUUGUUGGCCCAGCUGUUGUUGGCCCACUGGUUGCAGGUGGAGCAGUUGUUGGUGCGGGGCUGCUGCUGCCCUCACUUGUUGGCCCAGCUGUUGUUGGCCCACUGGUUGCAGGUGGAGCAGUUGUUGGUGCGGGGCUGCUGCUGCCCUCACUUGUUGGCCCAGCUGUUGUUGGCCCACUGGUUGCAGGUGGAGCAGUUGUUGGUGCGGGGCUGCUGCUGCCCUCACUUGUUGGCCCAGCUGUUGUUGGCCCACUGGUUGCAGGUGGAGCAGUUGUUGGUGCGGGGCUGCUGCUGCCCUCACUUGUUGGCCCAGCUGUAGUUGGCCCACUGGUUGCAGGUGGAGCAGUUGUUGGUGCGGGGCUGCUGCUGCCCUCACUUGUUGGCCCAGCUGUUGUUGGCCCACUGGUUGCAGGUGGAGCAGUUGUUGGUGAGAUUAUGCCCUCACUUGUUGGCCCAGCUGUUGUUGGCCCAGUGGUUGCAGGGGGAGCAGUUGUUGGUGCGGGGCUGCUGCUGCCCUCACUUGUUGGCUCAGCUGUUGUUGGCCCACUGGUUGCAGGUGGAGCAGUUGUUGGUGCGGGGCUGCUGCUGCCCUCACUUGUUGGCCCAGCUGUUGUUGGCCCACUGGUUGCAGGUGGAGCAGUUGUUGGUGCGGGGCUGCUGCUGCCCUCACUUGUUGGCCCAGCUGUUGUUGGCCCACUGGUUGCAGGUGGAGCAGUUGUUGGUGAGAUUAUGCCCUCACUUGUUGGCCCAGCUGUUGUUGGCCCACUGGUUGCAGGUGGAGCAGUUGUUGGUGCGGGGCUGCUGCUGCCUUCACUUGUUGGCCCAGCUGUUGUUGGCCCACUGGUUGCAGGUGGAGUAGUUGUUGGUGCGGGGCUGCUGCUGCCCUCACUUGUUGGCCCAGCUGUUGUUGGCCCACUGGUUGCAGGUGGAGCAGUUGUUGGUGCGGGGCUGCUGCUGCCUUCACUUGUUGGCCCAGCUGUUGUUGGCCCACUGGUUGCAGGUGGAGUAGUUGUUGGUGCGGGGCUGCUGCUGCCCUCACUUGUUGGCCCAGCUGUUGUUGGCCCACUGGUUGCAGGUGGAGCAGUUGUUGGUGAGAUUAUGCCCUCACUUGUUGGCCCAGCUGUUGUUGGCCCACUGGUUGCAGGUGGAGAAGUUGUUGGUGCGGGGCUGCUGCUGCCCUCACUUGUUGGCCCAGCUGUUGUUGGCCCACUGGUUGCAGGUGGAGCAGUUGUUGGUGAGAUUAUGCCCUCACUUGUUGGCCCAGCUGUUGUUGGCCCACUAGUUGCAGGUGGAGCAGUUGUUGGUGCGGGGCUGCUGCUGCCCUCACUUGUUGGCCCAGCUGUUGUUGGCCCACUGGUUGCAGGUGGAGCAGUUGUUGGUGAGAUUAUGCCCUCACUUGUUGGCCCAGCUGUUGUUGGCCCACUGGUUGCAGGUGGAGCAGUUGUUGGUGCGGGGCUGCUGCUGCCUUCACUUGUUGGCCCAGCUGUUGUUGGCCCACUGGUUGCAGGUGGAGCAGUUGUUGGUGAGAUUAUGCCCUCACUUGUUGGCCCAGCUGUUGUUGGCCCACUGGUUGCAGGUGGAGCAGUUGUUGGUGCGGGGCUGCUGCUGCCCUCACUUGUUGGCCCAGCUGUUGUUGGCCCACUGGUUGCAGGUGGAGCAGUUGUUGGUGCGGGGCUGCUGCUGCCCUCACUUGUUGGCCCAGCUGUUGUUAGCCCACUGGUUGCAGGUGGAGCAGUUGUUGGUGCGGGGCUGCUGCUGCCCUCACUUGUUGGCCCAGCUGUUGUUGGCCCACUGGUUGCAGGUGGAGCAGUUGUUGGUGAGAUUAUGCCCUCACUUGUUGGCCCGGCUGUUGUUGGCCCACUGGUUGCAGGUGGAGCAGUUGUUGGUGCGGGGCUGCUGCUGCCCUCACUUGUUGGCCCAGCUGUUGUUGGCCCACUGGUUGCAGGUGGAGCAGUUGUUGGUGAGAUUAUGCCCUCACUUGUUGGCCCAGCUGUUGUUGGCCCACUGGUUGCAGGUGGAACAGUUGUUGGUGCGGGGCUGCUGCUGCCCUCACUUGUUGGCCCAGCUGUUGUUGGCCCACUGGUUGCAGGUGGAGCAGUUGUUGGUGCGGGGCUGCUGCUGCCCUCACUUGUUGGCCCAGCUGUUGUUGGCCCACUGGUUGCAGGUGGAGCAGUUGUUGGUGCGGGGCUGCUGCUGCCCUCACUUGUUGGCCCAGCUGUUGUUGGCCCACUGGUUGCAGGUGGAGCAGUUGUUGGUGCGGGGCUGCUGCUGCCCUCACUUGUUGGCCCAGCUGUUGUUGGCCCACUGGUUGCAGGUGGAGCAGUUGUUGGUGCAGGGCUGCUGCUGCCCUCACUUGUUGGCCCAGCUGUUGUUGGCCCACUGGUUGCAGGUGGAGCAGUUGUUGGUGAGAUUAUGCCCUCACUUGUUGGCCCAGCUGUUGUUGGCCCACUGGUUGCAGGUGGAGCAGUUGUUGGUGCGGGGCUGCUGCUGCCCUCACUUGUUGGCCCAGCUGUUGUUGGCCCACUGGUUGCAGGUGGAGCAGUUGUUGGUGCGGGGCUGCUGCUGCCCUCACUUGUUGGCCCAGCUGUUGUUGGCCCACUGGUUGCAGGUGGAGCAGUUGUUGGUGCGGGGCUGCUGCUGCCCUCACUUGUUGGCCCAGCUGUUGUUGGCCCACUGGUUGCAGGUGGAGCAGUUGUUGGUGAGAUUAUGCCCUCACUUGUUGGCCCAGCUGUUGUUGGCCCACUGGUUGCAGGUGGAGCAGUUGUUGGUGCGGGGCUGCUGCUGCCCUCACUUGUUGGCCCAGCUGUUGUUGGCCCACUGGUUGCAGGUGGAGCAGUUGUUGGUGCGGGGCUGCUGCUGCCCUCACUUGUUGGCCCAGCUGUUGUUGGCCCACUGGUUGCAGGUGGAGCAGUUGUUGGUGCGGGGCUGCUGCUGCCCUCACUUGUUGGCCCAGCUGUUGUUGGCCCACUGGUUGCAGGUGGAGCAGUUGUUGGUGCGGGGCUGCUGCUGCCCUCACUUGUUGGCCCAGCUGUUGUUGGCCCACUGGUUGCAGGUGGAGCAGUUGUUGGUGCGGGGCUGCUGCUGCCCUCACUUGUUGGCCCAGCUGUUGUUGGCCCACUGGUUGCAGGUGGAGCAGUUGUUGGUGCGGGGCUGCUGCUGCCCUCACUUGUUGGCCCAGCUGUUGUUGGCCCACUGGUUGCAGGUGGAGCAGUUGUUAGUGAGAUUAUGCCCUCACUUGUUGGCCCAGCUGUUGUUGGCCCACUGGUUGCAGGGGGAGCAGUUGUUGGUGCGGGGCUGCUGCUGCCCUCACUUGUUGGCCCAGCUGUUGUUGGCCCACUGGUUGCAGGUGGAGCAGUUGUUGGUGCGGGGCUGCUGCUUCCCUCACUUGUUGGCCCAGCUGUUGUUGGCCCACUGGUUGCAGGUGGAGCAGUUGUUGGUGCGGGGCUGCUGCUGCCCUCACUUGUUGGCCCAGCUGUUGUUGGCCCACUGGUUGCAGGUGGAGCAGUUGUCGGUGAGAUUAUGCCCUCACUUGUUGGCCCAGCUGUUGUUGGCCCACUGGUUGCAGGUGGAGCAGUUGUUGGUGCGGGGCUGCUGCUGCCCUCACUUGUUGGCCCAGCUGUUGUUGGCCCACUGGUUGCAGGUGGAGCAGUUGUUGGUGCGGGGCUGCUGCUGCCCUCACUUGUUGGCCCAGCUGUUGUUGGCCCACUGGUUGCAGGUGGAGCAGUUGUUGGUGAGAUUAUGCCCUCACUUGUUGGCCCAGCUGUUGUUGGCCCACUGGUUGCAGGUGGAGCAGUUGUUGGUGCGGGGCUGCUGCUGCCCUCACUUGUUGGCCCAGCUGUUGUUGGCCCACUGGUUGCAGGUGGAGCAGUUGUUGGUGCAGGGCUGCUGCUGCCCUCACUUGUUGGCCCAGCUGUUGUUGGCCCACUGGUUGCAGGUGGAGCAGUUGUUGGUGAGAUUAUGCCCUCACUUGUUGGCCCAGCUGUUGUUGGCCCACUGGUUGCAGGUGGAGCAGUUGUUGGUGCGGGGCUGCUGCUGCCCUCACUUGUUGGCCCAGCUGUUGUUGGCCCACUGGUUGCAGGUGGAGCAGUUGUUGGUGCGGGGCUGCUGCUGCCCUCACUUGUUGGCCCAGCUGUUGUUGGCCCACUGGUUGCAGGUGGAGCAGUUGUUGGUGCGGGGCUGCUGCUGCCCUCACUUGUUGGCCCAGCUGUUGUUGGCCCACUGGUUGCAGGUGGAGCAGUUGUUGGUGCGGGGCUGCUGCUGCCCUCACUUGUUGGCCCAGCUGUUGUUGGCCCACUGGUUGCAGGUGGAGCAGUUGUUGGUGAGAUUAUGCCCUCACUUGUUGGCCCAGCUGUUGUUGGCCCACUGGUUGCAGGUGGAGCAGUUGUUGGUGCGGGGCUGCUGCUGCCCUCACUUGUUGGCCCAGCUGUUGUUGGCCCACUGGUUGCAGGUGGAGCAGUUGUUGGUGCGGGGCUGCUGCUGCCCUCACUUGUUGGCCCAGCUGUUGUUGGCCCACUGGUUGCAGGUGGAGCAGUUGUUGGUGCGGGGCUGCUGCUGCCCUCACUUGUUGGCCCAGCUGUUGUUGGCCCACUGGUUGCAGGUGGAGCAGUUGUUGGUGCGGGGCUGCUGCUGCCCUCACUUGUUGGCCCAGCUGUUGUUGGCCCACUGGUUGCAGGUGGAGCAGUUGUUGGUGUGGGGCUGCUGCUGCCCUCACUUGUUGGCCCAGCUGUUGUUGGCCCACUGGUUGCAGGUGGAGCAGUUGUUGGUGCGGGGCUGCUGCUGCCCUCACUUGUUGGCCCAGCUGUUGUUGGCCCACUGGUUGCAGGUGGAGCAGUUGUUGGUGAGAUUAUGCCCUCACUUGUUGGCCCAGCUGUUGUUGGCCCAGUGGUUGCAGGGGGAGCAGUUGUUGGUGCGGGGCUGCUGCUGCCCUCACUUGUUGGCUCAGCUGUUGUUGGCCCACUGGUUGCAGGUGGAGCAGUUGUUGGUGCGGGGCUGCUGCUGCCCUCACUUGUUGGCCCAGCUGUUGUUGGCCCACUGGUUGCAGGUGGAGCAGUUGUUGGUGCGGGGCUGCUGCUGCCCUCACUUGUUGGCCCAGCUGUUGUUGGCCCACUGGUUGCAGGUGGAGCAGUUGUUGGUGAGAUUAUGCCCUCACUUGUUGGCCCAGCUGUUGUUGGCCCACUGGUUGCAGGUGGAGCAGUUGUUGGUGCGGGGCUGCUGCUGCCUUCACUUGUUGGCCCAGCUGUUGUUGGCCCACUGGUUGCAGGUGGAGUAGUUGUUGGUGCGGGGCUGCUGCUGCCCUCACUUGUUGGCCCAGCUGUUGUUGGCCCACUGGUUGCAGGUGGAGCAGUUGUUGGUGCGGGGCUGCUGCUGCCUUCACUUGUUGGCCCAGCUGUUGUUGGCCCACUGGUUGCAGGUGGAGUAGUUGUUGGUGCGGGGCUGCUGCUGCCCUCACUUGUUGGCCCAGCUGUUGUUGGCCCACUGGUUGCAGGUGGAGCAGUUGUUGGUGAGAUUAUGCCCUCACUUGUUGGCCCAGCUGUUGUUGGCCCACUGGUUGCAGGUGGAGAAGUUGUUGGUGCGGGGCUGCUGCUGCCCUCACUUGUUGGCCCAGCUGUUGUUGGCCCACUGGUUGCAGGUGGAGCAGUUGUUGGUGAGAUUAUGCCCUCACUUGUUGGCCCAGCUGUUGUUGGCCCACUAGUUGCAGGUGGAGCAGUUGUUGGUGCGGGGCUGCUGCUGCCCUCACUUGUUGGCCCAGCUGUUGUUGGCCCACUGGUUGCAGGUGGAGCAGUUGUUGGUGAGAUUAUGCCCUCACUUGUUGGCCCAGCUGUUGUUGGCCCACUGGUUGCAGGUGGAGCAGUUGUUGGUGCGGGGCUGCUGCUGCCCUCACUUGUUGGCCCAGCUGUUGUUGGCCCACUGGUUGCAGGUGGAGCAGUUGUUGGUGCGGGGCUGCUGCUGCCCUCACUUGUUGGCCCAGCUGUUGUUGGCCCACUGGUUGCAGGUGGAGCAGUUGUUGGUGAGAUUAUGCCCUCACUUGUUGGCCCAGCUGUUGUUGGCCCACUGGUUGCAGGUGGAGCAGUUGUUGGUGCGGGGCUGCUGCUGCCCUCACUUGUUGGCCCAGCUGUUGUUGGCCCACUGGUUGCAGGUGGAGCAGUUGUUGGUGCAGGGCUGCUGCUGCCCUCACUUGUUGGCCCAGCUGUUGUUGGCCCACUGGUUGCAGGUGGAGCAGUUGUUGGUGAGAUUAUGCCCUCACUUGUUGGCCCAGCUGUUGUUGGCCCACUGGUUGCAGGUGGAGCAGUUGUUGGUGCGGGGCUGCUGCUGCCCUCACUUGUUGGCCCAGCUGUUGUUGGCCCACUGGUUGCAGGUGGAGCAGUUGUUGGUGCGGGGCUGCUGCUGCCCUCACUUGUUGGCCCAGCUGUUGUUGGCCCACUGGUUGCAGGUGGAGCAGUUGUUGGUGCGGGGCUGCUGCUGCCCUCACUUGUUGGCCCAGCUGUUGUUGGCCCACUGGUUGCAGGUGGAGCAGUUGUUGGUGCGGGGCUGCUGCUGCCCUCACUUGUUGGCCCAGCUGUUGUUGGCCCACUGGUUGCAGGUGGAGCAGUUGUUGGUGAGAUUAUGCCCUCACUUGUUGGCCCAGCUGUUGUUGGCCCACUGGUUGCAGGUGGAGCAGUUGUUGGUGCGGGGCUGCUGCUGCCCUCACUUGUUGGCCCAGCUGUUGUUGGCCCACUGGUUGCAGGUGGAGCAGUUGUUGGUGCGGGGCUGCUGCUGCCCUCACUUGUUGGCCCAGCUGUUGUUGGCCCACUGGUUGCAGGUGGAGCAGUUGUUGGUGCGGGGCUGCUGCUGCCCUCACUUGUUGGCCCAGCUGUUGUUGGCCCACUGGUUGCAGGUGGAGCAGUUGUUGGUGCGGGGCUGCUGCUGCCCUCACUUGUUGGCCCAGCUGUUGUUGGCCCACUGGUUGCAGGUGGAGCAGUUGUUGGUGGGGGCUGCUGCUGCCCUCACUUGUUGGCCCAGCUGUUGUUGGCCCACUGGUUGCAGGUGGAGCAGUUGUUGGUGCGGGGCUGCUGCUGCCCUCACUUGUUGGCCCAGCUGUUGUUGGCCCACUGGUUGCAGGUGGAGCAGUUGUUGGUGCGGGGCUGCUGCUGCCCUCACUUGUUGGCCCAGCUGUUGUUGGCCCACUGGUUGCAGGUGGAGCAGUUGUUGGUGCGGGGCUGCUGCUGCCCUCACUUGUUGGCCCAGCUGUUGUUGGCCCACUGGUUGCAGGUGGAGCAGUUGUUGGUGCGGGGCUGCUGCUGCCCUCACUUGUUGGCCCAGCUGUUGUUGGCCCACUGGUUGCAGGUGGAGCAGUUGUUGGUGAGAUUAUGCCCUCACUUGUUGGCCCAGCUGUUGUUGGCCCACUGGUUGCAGGUGGAGCAGUUGUUGGUGCGGGGCUGCUGCUGCCCUCACUUGUUGGCCCAGCUGUUGUUGGCCCACUGGUUGCAGGUGGAGCAGUUGUUGGUGAGAUUAUGCCCUCACUUGUUGGCCCAGCUGUUGUUGGCCCACUGGUUGCAGGUGGAGCAGUUGUUGGUGCGGGGCUGCUGCUGCCCUCACUUGUUGGCCCAGCUGUUGUUGGCCCACUGGUUGCAGGUGGAGCAGUUGUUGGUGCAGGGGUGCUGCUGCCUUCACUUGUUGGCCCAGCUGUUGUUGGCCCACUGGUUGCAGGUGGAGCAGUUGUUGGUGCGGGGCUGCUGCUGCCCUCACUUGUUGGCCCAGCUGUUGUUGGCCCACUGGUUGCAGGUGGAGCAGUUGUUGGUGAGAUUGCUGCCCUCACUUGUUGGCCCAGCUGUUGUUGGCCCACUGGUUGCAGGUGGAGCAGUUGUUGGUGCGGGGCUGCUGCUGCCUUCACUUGUUGGCCCAGCUGUUGUUGGCCCACUGGUUGCAGGUGGAGCAGUUGUUGGUGAGAUUAUGCCCUCACUUGUUGGCCCAGCUGUUGUUGGCCCACUGGUUGCAGGUGGAGCAGUUGUUGGUGCGGGGCUGCUGCUGCCCUCACUUGUUGGCCUAGCUGUUGUUGGCCCACUGGUUGCAGGUGGAGCAGUUGUUGGUGCGGGGCUGCUGCUGCCCUCACUUGUUGGCCCAGCUGUUGUUGGCCCACUAGUUGCAGGUGGAGCAGUUGUUGGUGCGGGGCUGCUGCUGCCCUCACUUGUUGGCCCAGUUGUUGUUGGCCCACUGGUUGCAGGUGGAGCAGUUGUUGGUGAGAUUAUGCCCUCACUUGUUGGCCCGGCUGUUGUUGGCCCACUGGUUGCAGGUGGAGCAGUUGUUGGUGCGGGGCUGCUGCUGCCCUCACUUGUUGGCCCAGCUGUUGUUGGCCCACUGGUUGCAGGUGGAGCAGUUGUUGGUGAGAUUAUGCCCUCACUUGUUGGCCCAGCUGUUGUUGGCCCACUGGUUGCAGGUGGAACAGUUGUUGGUGCGGGGCUGCUGCUGCCCUCACUUGUUGGCCCAGCUGUUGUUGGCCCACUGGUUGCAGGUGGAGCAGUUGUUGGUGAGAUUAUGCCCUCACUUGUUGGCCCAGCUGUUGUUGGCCCACUGGUUGCAGGUGGAGCAGUUGUUGGUGCGGGGCUGCUGCUGCCCUCACUUGUUGGCCCAGCUGUUGUUGGCCCACUGGUUGCAGGUGGAGCAGUUGUUGGUGCGGGGCUGCUGCUGCCCUCACUUGUUGGCCCAGCUGUUGUUGGCCCACUGGUUGCAGGUGGAGCAGUUGUUGGUGCGGGGCUGCUGCUGCCCUCACUUGUUGGCCCAGCUGUUGUUGGCCCACUGGUUGCAGGUGGAGCAGUUGUUGGUGCGGGGCUGCUGCUGCCCUCACUUGUUGGCCCAGCUGUUGUUGGCCCACUGGUUGCAGGUGGAGCAGUUGUUGGUGCGGAGCUUGCUGCCCUCACUUGUUGGCCCAGCUGUUGUUGGCCCACUGGUUGCAGGUGGAGCAGUUGUUGGUGCGGGGCUGCUGCUUCCCUCACUUGUUGGCCCAGCUGUUGUUGGCCCACUGGUUGCAGGUGGAGCAGUUGUUGGGGAGAUUAUGCCCUCACUUGUUGGCCCAGCUGUUGUUGGCCCACUGGUUGCAGGUGGAGCAGUUGUUGGUGCGGGGCUGCUGCUGCCCUCACUUGUUGGCCCAGCUGUUGUUGGCCCACUGGUUGCAGGUGGAGCAGUUGUUGGUGCGGGGCUGCUGCUGCCCUCACUUGUUGGCCCAGCUGUUGUUGGCCCACUGGUUGCAGGUGGAGCAGUUGUUGGUGCGGGGCUGCUGCUGCCCUCACUUGUUGGCCCAGCUGUUGUUGGCCCACUGGUUGCAGGUGGAGCAGUUGUUGGUGAGAUUAUGCCCUCACUUGUUGGCCCAGCUGUUGUUGGCCCACUGGUUGCAGGUGGAGCAGUUGUUGGUGCGGGGCUGCUGCUGCCCUCACUUGUUGGCCCAGCUGUUGUUGGCCCACUGGUUGCAGGUGGAGCAGUUGUUGGUGCGGGGCUGCUGCUGCCCUCACUUGUUGGCCCAGCUGUUGUUGGCCCACUGGUUGCAGGUGGAGCAGUUGUUGGUGCGGGGCUGCUGCUGCCCUCACUUGUUGGCCCAGCUGUUGUUGGCCCACUGGUUGCAGGUGGAGCAGUUGUUGGUGAGAUUAUGCCCUCACUUGUUGGCCCAGCUGUUGUUGGCCCACUGGUUGCAGGUGGAGCAGUUGUUGGUGCGGGGCUGCUGCUGCCCUCACUUGUUGGCCCAGCUGUUGUUGGCCCACUGGUUGCAGGUGGAGCAGUUGUUGGUGCGGGGCUGCUGCUGCCCUCACUUGUUGGCCCAGCUGUUGUUGGCCCACUGGUUGCAGGUGGAGCAGUUGUUGGUGCGGGGCUGCUGCUGCUGCCCUCACUUGUUGGCCCAGCUGUUGUUGGCCCACUGGUUGCAGGUGGAGCAGUUGUUGGUGCAAGGCUGCUGCUUCCCCUCACUUGUUGGCCCAGCUGUUGUUGGCCCACUGGUUGCAGGUGGAGCAGUUGUUGGUGAGAUUAUGCCCUCACUUGUUGGCCCAGCUGUUGUUGGCCCACUGGUUGCAGGUGGAGCAGUUGUUGGUGCGGGGCUGCUGCUGCCCUCACUUGUUGGCCCAGCUGUUGUUGGCCCACUGGUUGCAGGUGGAGCAGUUGUUGGUGCGGGGCUGCUGCUGCCCUCACUUGUUGGCCCAGCUGUUGUUGGCCCACUGGUUGCAGGUGGAGCAGUUGUUGGUGCGGGGCUGCUGCUGCCCUCACUUGUUGGCCCAGCUGUUGUUGGCCCACUGGUUGCAGGUGGAGCAGUUGUUGGUGAGAUUAUGCCCUCACUUGUUGGCCCAGCUGUUGUUGGCCCACUGGUUGCAGGUGGAGCAGUUGUUGGUGCGGGGCUGCUGCUGCCCUCACUUGUUGGCCCAGCUGUUGUUGGCCCACUGGUUGCAGGUGGAGCAGUUGUUGGUGCGGGGCUGCUGCUGCCCUCACUUGUUGGCCCAGCUGUUGUUGGCCCACUGGUUGCAGGUGGAGCAGUUGUUGGUGAGAUUAUGCCCUCACUUGUUGGCCCAGCUGUUGUUGGCCCACUGGUUGCAGGUGGAGCAGUUGUUGGUGCGGGGCUGCUGCUGCCCUCACUUGUUGGCCCAGCUGUUGUUGGCCCACUGGUUGCAGGUGGAGCAGUUGUUGGUGCGGGGCUGCUGCUGCCCUCACUUGUUGGCCCAGCUGUUGUUGGCCCACUGGUUGCAGGUGGAGCAGUUGUUGGUGCGGGGCUGCUGCUGCCCUCACUUGUUGGCCCAGCUGUUGUUGGCCCACUGGUUGCAGGUGGAGCAGUUGUUGGUGCGGGGCUGCUGCUGCCCUCACUUGUUGGCCCAGCUGUUGUUGGCCCACUGGUUGCAGGUGGAGCAGUUGUUGGUGCGGGGCUGCUGCUGCCCUCACUUGUUGGCCCAGCUGUUGUUGGCCCACUGGUUGCAGGUGGAGCAGUUGUUGGUUGUUGCCCUCACUUGUUGGCCCAGCUGUUGUUGGCCCACUGGUUGCAGGUGGAGCAGUUGUUGGUGCGGGGCUGCUGCUGCCCUCACUUGUUGGCCCAGCUGUUGUUGGCCCACUGGUUGCAGGUGGAGCAGUUGUUGGUGCGGGGCUGCUGCUCCCUCACUUGUUGGCCCAGCUGUUGUUGGCCCACUGGUUGCAGGUGGAGCAGUUGUUGGGGCUGCUGCCCUCACUUGUUGGCCCAGCUGUUGUUGGCCCACUGGUUGCAGGUGGAGCAGUUGUUGGUGCGGGGCUGCUGCUGCCCUCACUGCCAGCUUGCUGCCUCCUUGUUGGCCCAGCUGUUGUUGGCCCACUGGUUGCAGGUGGAGCAGUUGUUGGUGCGGGGCUGCUGCUGCCCUCACUUGUUGGCCCAGCUGUUGUUGGCCCACUGGUUGCAGGUGGAGCAGUUGUUGGUGCGGGGCUGCUGCUGCCCUCACUUGUUGGCCCAGCUGUUGUUGGCCCACUGGUUGCAGGUGGAGCAGUUGUUGGUGCGGGGCUGCUGCUGCCCUCACUUGUUGGCCCAGCUGUUGUUGGCCCACUGGUUGCAGGUGGAGCAGUUGUUGGUGAGAUUAUGCCCUCACUUGUUGGCCCAGCUGUUGUUGGCCCACUGGUUGCAGGUGGAGAAGUUGUUGGUGCGGGGCUGCUGCUGCCCUCACUUGUUGGCCCAGCUGUUGUUGGCCCACUGGUUGCAGGUGGAGCAGUUGUUGGUGCGGGGCUGCUGCUGCCCUCACUUGUUGGCCCAGCUGUUGUUGGCCCACUGGUUGCAGGUGGAGCAGUUGUUGGUGCGGGGCUGCUGCUGCCCUCACUUGUUGGCCCAGCUGUUGUUGGCCCACUGGUUGCAGGUGGAGCAGUUGUUGGUGCGGGGCUGCUGCUGCUGCCCUCACUUGUUGGCCCAGCUGUUGUUGGCCCACUGGUUGCAGGUGGAGCAGUUGUUGGUGCGGGGCUGCUGCUUCCCCCACUUGUUGGCCCAGCUGUUGUUGGCCCACUGGUUGCAGGUGGAGCAGUUGUUGGGGAGAUUAUGCCCUCACUUGUUGGCCCAGCUGUUGUUGGCCCACUGGUUGCAGGUGGAGCAGUUGUUGGUGCGGGGCUGCUGCUGCCCUCACUUGUUGGCCCAGCUGUUGUUGGCCCACUGGUUGCAGGUGGAGCAGUUGUUGGUGCGGGGCUGCUGCUGCCCUCACUUGUUGGCCCAGCUGUUGUUGGCCCACUGGUUGCAGGUGGAGCAGUUGUUGGUGCGGGGCUGCUGCUGCCCUCACUUGUUGGCCCAGCUGUUGUUGGCCCACUGGUUGCAGGUGGAGCAGUUGUUGGUGCGGGGCUGCUGCUGCCCUCACUUGUUGGCCCAGCUGUUGUUGGCCCACUGGUUGCAGGUGGAGCAGUUGUUGGUGCGGGGCUGCUGCUUCCCCCACUUGUUGGCCCAGCUGUUGUUGGCCCACUGGUUGCAGGUGGAGCAGUUGUUGGGGAGAUUAUGCCCUCACUUGUUGGCCCAGCUGUUGUUGGCCCACUGGUUGCAGGUGGAGCAGUUGUUGGUGCGGGGCUGCUGCUGCCCUCACUUGUUGGCCCAGCUGUUGUUGGCCCACUGGUUGCAGGUGGAGCAGUUGUUGGUGCGGGGCUGCUGCUGCCCUCACUUGUUGGCCCAGCUGUUGUUGGCCCACUGGUUGCAGGUGGAGCAGUUGUUGGUGCGGGGCUGCUGCUGCCCUCACUUGUUGGCCCAGCUGUUGUUGGCCCACUGGUUGCAGGUGGAGCAGUUGUUGGUGAGAUUAUGCCCUCACUUGUUGGCCCAGCUGUUGUUGGCCCACUGGUUGCAGGUGGAGCAGUUGUUGGUGCGGGGCUGCUGCUGCCCUCACUUGUUGGCCCAGCUGUUGUUGGCCCACUGGUUGCAGGUGGAGCAGUUGUUGGUGCGGGGCUGCUGCUGCCCUCACUUGUUGGCCCAGCUGUUGUUGGCCCACUGGUUGCAGGUGGAGCAGUUGUUGGUGCGGGGCUGCUGCUGCCCUCACUUGUUGGCCCAGCUGUUGUUGGCCCACUGGUUGCAGGUGGAGCAGUUGUUUGUGCGGGGCUGCUGCUGCUGCCCUCACUUGUUGGCCCAGCUGUUGUUGGCCCACUGGUUGCAGGUGGAGCAGUUGUUGGUGCGGGGCUGCUGCUGCCCUCACUUGUUGGCCCAGCUGUUGUUGGCCCACUGGUUGCAGGUGGAGCAGUUGUUGGUGCGGGGCUGCUGCUGCUGCCCUCACUUGUUGGCCCAGCUGUUGUUGGCCCACUGGUUGCAGGUGGAGCAGUUGUUGGUGCAAGGCUGCUGCUUCCCCCACUUGUUGGCCCAGCUGUUGUUGGCCCACUGGUUGCAGGUGGAGCAGUUGUUGGGGAGCGUGGGCUGCUGCUGCCCUCACUUGUUGGCCCAGCUGUUGUUGGCCCACUGGUUGCAGGUGGAGCAGUUGUUGGUGCGGGGCUGCUGCUGCCCUCACUUGUUGGCCCAGCUGUUGUUGGCCCACUGGUUGCAGGUGGAGCAGUUGUUGGUGCGGGGCUGCUGCUGCCCUCACUUGUUGGCCCAGCUGUUGUUGGCCCACUGGUUGCAGGUGGAGCAGUUGUUGGUGCGGGGCUGCUGCUGCCCUCACUUGUUGGCCCAGCUGUUGUUGGCCCACUGGUUGCAGGUGGAGCAGUUGUUGGUGCGGGGCUGCUGCUGCCCUCACUUGUUGGCCCAGCUGUUGUUGGCCCACUGGUUGCAGGUGGAGCAGUUGUUGGUGAGAUUAUGCCCUCACUUGUUGGCCCAGCUGUUGUUGGCCCACUGGUUGCAGGUGGAGCAGUUGUUGGUGCGGGGCUGCUGCUGCCCUCACUUGUUGGCCCAGCUGUUGUUGGCCCACUGGUUGCAGGUGGAGCAGUUGUUGGUGCGGGGCUGCUGCUGCCCUCACUUGUUGGCCCAGCUGUUGUUGGCCCACUGGUUGCAGGUGGAGCAGUUGUUGGUGCGGGGCUGCUGCUGCCCUCACUUGUUGGCCCAGCUGUUGUUGGCCCACUGGUUGCAGGUGGAGCAGUUGUUGGUGCGGGGCUGCUGCUGCCCUCACUUGUUGGCCCAGCUGUUGUUGGCCCACUGGUUGCAGGUGGAGCAGUUGUUGGUGCGGGGCUGCUGCUGCCCUCACUUGUUGGCCCAGCUGUUGUUGGCCCACUGGUUGCAGGUGGAGCAGUUGUUGGUGCGGGGCUGCUGCUGCCCUCACUUGUUGGCCCAGCUGUUGUUGGCCCACUGGUUGCAGGUGGAGCAGUUGUUGGUGCGGGGCUGCUGCUGCCCUCACUUGUUGGCCCAGCUGUUGUUGGCCCACUGGUUGCAGGUGGAGCAGUUGUUGGUGCGGGGCUGCUGCUGCCCUCACUUGUUGGCCCAGCUGUUGUUGGCCCACUGGUUGCAGGUGGAGCAGUUGUUGGUGCGGGGCUGCUGCUGCCCUCACUUGUUGGCCCAGCUGUUGUUGGCCCACUGGUUGCAGGUGGAGCAGUUGUUGGUGCGGGGCUGCUGCUGCCCUCACUUGUUGGCCCAGCUGUUGUUGGCCCACUGGUUGCAGGUGGAGCAGUUGUUGGUGCGGGGCUGCUGCUGCCCUCACUUGUUGGCCCAGCUGUUGUUGGCCCACUGGUUGCAGGUGGAGCAGUUGUUGGUGCGGGGCUGCUGCUGCCCUCACUUGUUGGCCCAGCUGUUGUUGGCCCACUGGUUGCAGGUGGAGCAGUUGUUGGUGCGGGGCUGCUGCUGCCCUCACUUGUUGGCCCAGCUGUUGUUGGCCCACUGGUUGCAGGUGGAGCAGUUGUUGGUGCGGAGCUGCUGCUGCCCUCACUUGUUGGCCCAGCUGUUGUUGGCCCACUGGUUGCAGGUGGAGCAGUUGUUGGUGCGGGGCUGCUGCUGCCCUCACUUGUUGGCCCAGCUGUUGUUGGCCCACUGGUUGCAGGUGGAGCAGUUGUUGGUGCGGGGCUGCUGCUGCCCUCACUUGUUGGCCCAGCUGUUGUUGGCCCACUGGUUGCAGGUGGAGCAGUUGUUGGUGCGGGGCUGCUGCUGCCCUCACUUGUUGGCCCAGCUGUUGUUGGCCCACUGGUUGCAGGUGGAGCAGUUGUUGGUGCGGGGCUGCUGCUGCCCUCACUUGUUGGCCCAGCUGUUGUUGGCCCACUGGUUGCAGGUGGAGCAGUUGUUGGUGCGGGGCUGCUGCUGCCCUCACUUGUUGGCCCAGCUGUUGUUGGCCCACUGGUUGCAGGUGGAGCAGUUGUUGGUGCGGGGCUGCUGCUGCCCUCACUUGUUGGCCCAGCUGUUGUUGGCCCACUGGUUGCAGGUGGAGCAGUUGUUGGUGCGGGGCUGCUGCUGCCCUCACUUGUUGGCCCAGCUGUUGUUGGCCCACUGGUUGCAGGUGGAGCAGUUGUUGGUGCGGGGCUGCUGCUGCCCUCACUUGUUGGCCCAGCUGUUGUUGGCCCACUGGUUGCAGGUGGAGCAGUUGUUGGUGCGGGGCUGCUGCUGCCCUCACUUGUUGGCCCAGCUGUUGUUGGCCCACUGGUUGCAGGUGGAGCAGUUGUUGGUGCGGGGCUGCUGCUGCCCUCACUUGUUGGCCCAGCUGUUGUUGGCCCACUGGUUGCAGGUGGAGCAGUUGUUGGUGCGGGGCUGCUGCUGCCCUCACUUGUUGGCCCAGCUGUUGUUGGCCCACUGGUUGCAGGUGGAGCAGUUGUUGGUGCGGGGCUGCUGCUGCCCUCACUUGUUGGCCCAGCUGUUGUUGGCCCACUGGUUGCAGGUGGAGCAGUUGUUGGUGCGGGGCUGCUGCUGCCCUCACUUGUUGGCCCAGCUGUUGUUGGCCCACUGGUUGCAGGUGGAGCAGUUGUUGGUGCGGGGCUGCUGCUGCCCUCACUUGUUGGCCCAGCUGUUGUUGGCCCACUGGUUGCAGGUGGAGCAGUUGUUGGUGCGGGGCUGCUGCUGCCCUCACUUGUUGGCCCAGCUGUUGUUGGCCCACUGGUUGCAGGUGGAGCAGUUGUUGGUGCGGGGCUGCUGCUGCCCUCACUUGUUGGCCCAGCUGUUGUUGGCCCACUGGUUGCAGGUGGAGCAGUUGUUGGUGCGGGGCUGCUGCUGCCCUCACUUGUUGGCCCAGCUGUUGUUGGCCCACUGGUUGCAGGUGGAGCAGUUGUUGGUGCGGGGCUGCUGCUGCCCUCACUUGUUGGCCCAGCUGUUGUUGGCCCACUGGUUGCAGGUGGAGCAGUUGUUGGUGCGGGGCUGCUGCUGCCCUCACUUGUUGGCCCAGCUGUUGUUGGCCCACUGGUUGCAGGUGGAGCAGUUGUUGGUGCGGGGCUGCUGCUGCCCUCACUUGUUGGCCCAGCUGUUGUUGGCCCACUGGUUGCAGGUGGAGCAGUUGUUGGUGCGGGGCUGCUGCUGCCCUCACUUGUUGGCCCAGCUGUUGUUGGCCCACUGCUGCCCCUACCUGGUGUAGUUGAAGUAUUACUUGUUGCUGUUUUAACAGUCCUUUGGUUUUGUUUUCCUUUAGUUUUUAGACCUGUAUCACAAAUUAUUGGCCCCAGAAAGCAGAUGAGAAAAAAUAAAGGAGACACAAGGUCAGCUCAAGAAAUAGUACAACAUUGUCAUUAUAGUUAUAUAUCUUACAUUUUGUUAUGCUUUUAUUUCAUUUAAUUCAUUUGUUUUCUAGUUUAUUCCUCCAAAUCUAUACAAAAACAACAAUCUUGUUCAUAUGUUGCAUUUACCAUAUUACAUGUUGUAAAGGCCAAAAUUUAUCAGACGUACCAUUUCUGUAUGAGUGUAACAUACCUAGCCUAUAUAGCUGAUUCUGAACUGUUGUCAGCUUUCUUUUAAUGCUCUUUUUGAGGUGGGACUCAAAGAGUUUACAAGAGAUCUACCUUUUACUUUUCUGUUUGUGUUUAUUUUCUCGCUUAAUUGUUUUUUGUUGAAUGUUGUGCACUCUCUGUGUCAUGAUUGUAGGUUUAUUUCCUUUUUGUGUCAUGUCUGUCAAGAUUCCCUUAUUUUUUUGCAAAUUCACUGUCAUGUCCUGUCUUUCCUGUUUUAUUUUGACAUCACUAACCUCAUCCAUGUUUUCAGUUUGUUCAUGUUAGAUCUUCCCUGCCCACAUGUUGUCACACGUGCCUCCUGAUUGUUUCAUGUACCUCAUACCUCUUGUCUCUCAUGUCUUUUUUGCCAGUUUGUCAUACUUCACAGUCCUAGUUCCAGCACUCUUGUUCAUAGCCACAGUCAUAGUCAAGUAUUCUUUGGAACUUGCCUGCCUUUUUGACCUUACCUUUUUGCCUCAUGUUUUUGGGUACCUCUACCUCAUCUGACUUGCCUACCUGUGUUCUGUCUUCUACUUGUUUAAAGGGGAGUAUCCACUUUAAAGGAAAGUAUGGACAUCUAGUGUCUUAAAACACUGACCAGCGACACUAACAUCCUACAACCUCACUUCAAAUACUGAAAUAUCCCUUAUAAAGUAGAUCUCAUUGGCAGGGAAAGCAAUGGUGAAUAAGUACUGUACUUUCAUUCUUGUAUAUGUGCACAUACUUGAUGCCACUCAGUGCGCUGGUUUUGGCCACCCUAUCAAAGCGAUCUAGGCACACCCCUGACUGCAGAAGUGAAAGUGUUAACAUGGUUGGUGCAGGGGCUUCAGCCGCCAACAGGAAGAGAGUCUUUGAGGCGGCGACUACAACCAAAAGUCAUGACCUCUUUGUCUUUGAGAAUUUAUGCAACUGAAUUGGAGUUUUCUUUGUUAAAAUCAGAAUAACUGAUGCAUUUGAUCGAUUUUAAACCGGAGCACUCUUAUUGAAGACUUGGAGCCCUUCUUACUAAUAUAUAAGAGUCUAGAAACAACAUUUUUCAAAUUUAUCUCCAAAAUCCUGCUUAAACCAGAAGAUUUAAAAUUGGUUUCUUUAUUCUGUAAAGUGACACAAGCCUCAUAUGGAAGCGAUUCAGAUAAAUGAAUUAGACGUAAAAAAAUUUCCACAUUGUAUUUGAGAUUUUUUUCAGUCACAAAAUUUUUUUUAGGGAUUUAUUGUGGAUCAACUGCAAUGGUGUGUCGACAGCUUACUGUAGCCAGAAUGAACUUUGGAAAACCUGUAAAUGUUCGUUUUGUCAUUAAACACACAGAGAGAUGCAGGGAGUGGAUUCUUUUGCUGAUGCUGAUGUGGCAUGAUAUGAACAAAAAAGGAAAUAAUUUUAGCAAAAAAAAUCCUUUUUCCUCACCAACGGCACCCUGAUCAAGAAUUAUGAGACAUUUAAUCAUUUAAUUCAUUUUACAGUCUUUCAAAUUUGCUCACAAAUUUGUAUGAAAUUUUUCAUUUCCCUUUUUCCCUGACUUGACAAGUUCUUCUCAAUUAAAGAAAACUGGCAGCCAUAACGCUACAGCUUUAGUGCAAAAUGACUAAAAUAUAAAAUGAAAGAUUUUUACAACAAGAGGUGAAAGUAGGAAGGAAAGUUUAUUGACGUUAACAUCUUACCGUGAGCCGCUCUGUCCACAGAAGCAGCACAGAGGAGUAUAAAAAAUACAAACACAAAAGUUGAAGAAGGUGCCAUGACUGGGUUUGAUCCCUCAGCCAAGUGUCCAAGACUCAGGAGUCCAAAUUUAAAAACACUAAAAAAACACAGAAAUUAAACACAUGAUUUCAGUAACUCAUCUAUGGGGUGAGCUCUGCUUACUGCCUCAGCUACAGGGAUGCAGCUCAGUGUUGAAUAUGGUCACCUUGACAUGAGUUUAUGACAUGCACACACCUUCUGCACGUGAGUCAACCAACUGUUUUUUAUAUUCCCCCAGACAACACCUGCAGGAAGGACUGCAGGAACUCUCAGGAUGUGCCACCUUAA